Molecule: messenger RNA, 1392 nt
Organism: Cheilinus undulatus (humphead wrasse)
Lineage: Eukaryota; Metazoa; Chordata; Actinopteri; Labriformes; Labridae
Product: D(1C) dopamine receptor
Exons: 1
Coding region: 187-1392 (401 amino acids)
Biological process (GO): adenylate cyclase-activating adrenergic receptor signaling pathway
Cellular component (GO): membrane
Molecular function (GO): G protein-coupled receptor activity
Source: RefSeq, a predicted model, not a curated record
GGUGGAGGCAGUGGCGGUCUGCGUGUCCUGAUCGGCUGCGUCCUUUUCCUGCUCAUCGUUUCCACGCUCCUCGGGAACACGCUGGUGUGCGCCGCUGUGGUCCGCUUCCGUCACCUGCGCUCCAAAGUUACCAACUUCUUUGUCAUCUCUCUGGCAGUGUCUGACCUCUUUGUGGCCGUGCUCGUGAUGCCAUGGGAGGCUAUUACAGAAGUGACAGGCACGUGGCUGUUUGGACGUUUUUGUGGUGUCUGGAUCGCCUUUGACAUCAUGUGCUCCACAGCCUCCAUCUUGAACCUGUGCAUCAUCAGUGUGGAUCGCUACUGGGCCAUUGCCAGCCCGUUUAAGUAUGAGCGGAAGAUGACUCACCGGGUGGCAUUUGUGAUGAUCGGGGUGGCGUGGACGCUCUCCAUCCUGAUCUCUUUCAUUCCUGUGCAGCUGAACUGGCACCAGGCUGGGGAGGAGGAUGAGGAAGGGGUUAAGGAAGUGAUGGAACUGCUGGUAUCCAAUGGGAGGAACUUUACAAACAGCAGCGCCAACCUCAACACCAGCUCAGUUGCCAAGAGCUGUGUGGCCAACCUGAACAAAACCUAUGCCAUCUCCUCUUCUCUGAUCAGUUUCUACAUUCCAGUGGUGAUCAUGAUCGCUACCUACACCCGGAUCUACAGGAUCGCUCAAACCCAAAUCCGCAGAAUUACAUCUUUGGAGAGGGCGGCAGAGCAGGCACAGAACCAAGGCCAUGGGGUGAACAGGAACCAGCAGCAGCAUCACAGACCCAAUGAAGAAGCCUCAUUAAAGUCAUCAUUCAAGAAGGAGACUAAAGUCCUGAAGACGCUGUCCAUCAUCAUGGGGGUGUUUGUCUUCUGCUGGCUGCCGUUCUUCGUCCUCAACUGCACGGUUCCGUUCUGUGACCCGCCCUGCGUCAGCGACACCACCUUCACCGUCUUCGUCUGGUUCGGCUGGGCCAACUCCUCCCUCAACCCGGUCAUCUACGCGUUCAACGCUGACUUCCGCCGGGCUUUCUCCACCAUUUUGGGUUGCAACCAGAUCUGCCCGAACAACACCGUGGAGGCUGUGAACUUCAGUGACGAGCUUGUCUCAUACCACCACGAUACGACGCUCCACAAGGAGCAGCUUGUCCCAGCGCAGCCACAGCAGCUUCCUCGCACCAUAGACGUCGGAUCUGAUCACCUGGAGGAUAUGAGCGCUCGCUUUGAUGAGGAGUCGAUCAUCUCCAAUGGCUCCAGGGGCCACAACAGACUGCUGCUGCUUCCUGCUAAUGUCCAGCUGGAGGAUGACCCAGAACUGUCCUUGGAAACAAUCACACCGUUCACCUCAGUGGCAGGCCUUGACAGUGAGGUUUUAAUACCAGGACAAGUCCACCAGGACGGAUAG